UCGACAACAUGAGAGGUCCCACUGAAGCGGAAAACGAUAGCAGUGGCGGACCGGUCCACGGAGAUGUGUUCUUGGUCAGCGGCGGACCGACCAGCAGCACUGAAGGAGAAAUGUUAAGUGUUAAUAGUGAAAACUUAGACCCAUUCGACCAAAUGAGUGGUCCCACUGAAGCGGAAAACGAUAGCAGCGGCGGACGGAGCGGCUGCGGUGACCUGCAACGGAAGCAACAACUAAUGCUGAAAAAGAGGAGAGUGCUCUCUGCAUUGGCGCGGUUAGAAAAUUGUGUAGAAGACGCGAAAAGGAGGAGAAUAAUUAAAAGACAGAAAAAUAAACGUGAUGAGCGUCGGACGUUCGCGAAGUCGAUGCUGAGGAUCUUUCGGCAGUUAUCAGACCAACGCUUCUUGGAGGCUAAAGAAAAAAUUGAAAAAGUGUUAAAUGAAAGCUUACAGGAGCAGUACCUAUCGGAUGAGGAGAAGUGAUGCAAUUCUAUAUCUAUACAAUAAUAAAAAAAGAUUAUAUGUUA
Messenger RNA from Ceratina calcarata, 523 nucleotides. RefSeq lists its product as uncharacterized. Lineage: Eukaryota; Metazoa; Arthropoda; Insecta; Hymenoptera; Apidae. The record is from RefSeq and is a predicted model, not a curated record. The coding region runs from base 9 to 479 and encodes 156 amino acids. Gene Ontology annotation, molecular function: DNA binding. The transcript has 2 exons.